Messenger RNA from Sebastes umbrosus (honeycomb rockfish), 675 nucleotides. Its product is annotated as claudin-15-like. NCBI's taxonomy places the organism in Eukaryota, Metazoa, Chordata, Actinopteri, Perciformes, Sebastidae. Bases 1 to 675 code for a protein of 224 amino acids. The transcript is spliced from 5 exons. Gene Ontology annotation, biological process: cell adhesion; bicellular tight junction assembly. The record is from RefSeq and is a predicted model, not a curated record. Gene Ontology annotation, molecular function: structural molecule activity. Gene Ontology annotation, cellular component: plasma membrane; bicellular tight junction.
AUGAAUGCGAUAGUGGAAGUUUGUGCCUUCUUGCUGGGGUUUCUGGCCUGGCUGAUGGUAGGGAUCGCUCUUCCAAACCGAUACUGGAAGGUCUCUUCGGUGGACGGUAACGUUAUCACCACAUCAACCAUCUAUGAAAACCUUUGGAUGUCCUGUGCAACUGACUCUACGGGAGUUCACAACUGCCGGGAUUUUCCAUCUUUGCUCGCACUCAAUGGGUACAUUCAGGCCUCCCGGGCCCUCAUGAUUGCUGCCAUCGUGUUCGGGACGUUUGGGCUCGUGGCUACUCUCAUAGGAAUGAAGUGCUCAAAAAUAGGAGGAGAAAACUACAUCCUGAAGGGAAGAAUCGCUGCGAUCGGAGGAGUGUUCUUUUUGCUACAGGGGACUUGCACCAUGAUUGCUAUAUCUUGGUAUGCAGCCAACAUCACACAGGAAUUCUUUGACCAGUUUUAUCCGGGGACAAAGUAUGAGAUUGGAGAGGGCCUGUAUAUCGGCUGGUGUUCAGGUGUACUUGCCAUUUGUGGAGGUGCGUGCCUGACGUGUGCUUGCAAAAUCAACACACCCAAGGAAAAAAUACCAUAUCCAUACCAACCAACCUCCAGAGGACACGCGGUGUCGACUGUGGGAACGUCUCACACUGUCCCGAGCAACUACGGAAGAAAUGCGUAUGUCUGA